GCAGUCUGGGGUAAAGUCAAAGAGUGAUUUCUAGACACCUGCUCCUCCACUGAAUUCCCCGGGCCCAAACCUCCAGGACUUGUUUGCUGCGAUCUGUGAUGGCUGCGCAAAGCUCGCGAACGUUCACCAUCGAGGAGGUGUCCAAGCACAACAAGGAGGGAGACCUGUGGAUCGUCAUCGAUUCAAAGGUGUACGACAUCUCCAAGUUCGCGAACCUACAUCCAGGAGGAACUGGUAUUCUUCUGGCCGAAGCUAUAGCGGGUAAGGAUGCUACGCAAGCGUUCUUCGGUCUGCACCGGCAGGAGGUGCUCCUGAAACCCCAAUACGCUCGCUUGCAAAUUGGCUUGAUUGCUGGCGAAGAACCUGUUGUCAAGCCUCUGGCCGUGGACGAGCCUUCCCGUGUCCCAUAUGCUGAACCGUCGUGGCUGUCAGCCGGUUACCAUUCCCCAUAUUACAAUGACAAUCACAGGAGGUUCCAGAGAGCGAUGCGCAAGUUCGCGAUGGAAGUCGUUUAUCCCGAUGCAGUCAGGUGUGAAGAAAAUGGCAAGCGCAUCUCCCAGGACGUCGUGCAAAAGCUCUGUGAGAUGAACAUCCCGGCCAUGCGUCUUGGUCCCGGUAAGCACCUCAAGGGGCGUACGCUGCUCGGAGGCGUCACUACCCCGGAGGAGUUCGAUCACUUUCAUGAGCUGAUUGUCAACUUUGAGCUUUCGCGUUUCGGGACACGAGGUUACAUUGAUGGCCUUCUUGCAGGCGAGGUCAUCGGCCUCCCUCCUGUACUCAACUUCGGCUCGCCUGCGCUGCAGGCUAAGGUUGUGCCUGAAGUGCUCGACGGGAAGAAGUUCAUCUGCCUCGCAAUCAGUGAGGCGUUCGCCGGCAGUGAUGUUGCCGGUUUGCAGACGACAGCUGAAAGAGAGGGCGAUGAGUGGAUCAUCACCGGAACGAAGAAAUGGAUCACAAACGGCAUGUUUGCCGACUACUUCACUGUUGGUUGCAGGAGCAAGGAUGGAUACGUCGUGGUUCUUGUCCCGCGAUCGGAUGACGUUUUCACAAAGGCCAUUAAGACUGCCUACUCAUCCACGGCCGGCACAGCAUACGUGACAUUUGAAAAGGCGCGCGUUCCGGUUGCAUACACGCUCGGCAAGGUCGGCGAGGGUUUGCAAGUAAUUUUGAGCAACUUCAACCACGAGCGAUGGAUGAUCGUCUGUACGAGUCUCAGCGCACAGAGGAUGGUCGUCGAGGAGUGCCUGAAAUGGGUCAACCAACGUAUGGUUUUCGGCAAGCCCCUCAGCUCCCAACCGGUAGUACGGGCAAAACUCGCCAGCAUGAUUGCUCGCGUCGAAUCGGGGCAGAGCUGGCUAGAGUCAAUCACCUAUCAGAUGAAUAACAUGUCGUACGCCGAACAGUCGGACAAGCUGGCUGGACAGAUCGGUCUGUUGAAACAAUACAUUACACGCACAGGGCGCGAGACAGCCGAGGACGCGACGCAGAUUUUUGGCGGACGUUCCAUCACUGCGAGUGGGAUGGGUAAGCUGAUUGAGAAUUACCACCGCACGUCGCCUUACGAUGCGAUCCUCGGAGGCCAGGAAGACGUAUUAGGUGAUCUAGGCGUGCGGCAGGCCAUCAAGAAGAUGCCCAAGGGAGCCAGAUUGUAGUUUUAAGAAGCACGAGUCUCUCAGCUCAUGUUACACCGUUUCUGCACACGAAUCAUCUAUUUCGAUGUAUUACUAGCUCGAUGCAACGAUUUGGUAUUGCAGGCUGCCGAAUAAAACUUUGCUUAGUCAUCAUUUCAAUCGCGCUCUAUGUACUUGGGGGCGGAGUUUUUAGAACGCCGAUCGCAUACGUUCGCACAGCUUAAACGCUGCAAGUCCCUUACAGUGUCCAUGUAUCUCGUAAGUUGGGGCCUCUGACGGGCAAUUGGAAUGAUGGUGGGCGAUGGAACACUUCUUGACCCGACUACAACGGCGGAGCGCGAGCAUCUGCGAUGGAUGCGGGAGGCAAUGCUCAUGGCCGAAGAAGCCUUAGCCGCCAGUGAAGUACCCGUCGGAUGUGUCUUCGUCCGGGAUGGAAAGAUCAUCGCUCGGGCGCGCAAUAGGACCA
Molecule: messenger RNA, 2097 nt
Organism: Laetiporus sulphureus 93-53
Lineage: Eukaryota; Fungi; Basidiomycota; Agaricomycetes; Polyporales; Laetiporaceae
Product: acyl-CoA dehydrogenase NM domain-like protein
Exons: 13
Coding region: 99-1652 (517 amino acids)
Molecular function (GO): flavin adenine dinucleotide binding; acyl-CoA dehydrogenase activity
Source: RefSeq, a predicted model, not a curated record